AUGGGUAUACUAGAUGGAGCUGACAACAGAGUCAAGAUUAUAUACUUGCUCUGUAUAUUGUUAUGUAUUAUGGCUAUUGUAUCGGCAGUAUCAACAUUCUUGAUUGGUAUCAUUAUUUGUAUUGCUACCUUUUUGGUUGCCGCUGCUGGAGCAAUGGGUGCAAGAUUCAAUAGUUUCCGUUUACUUUGGUUCUUUAUGGCCGGUCUUGGAUGUCUCGUCAUCUUGUCUGUCAUUUCAAUCAUCAUUACUUUUAUUACUAAAUCUGGUUUCAGUUGGUGGAUGAUCAAGGAUAUCAUUCUUAUUGCUUUAUAUGGUGGUGGUAUUUUCACUGCUUUCUUGAUGAGAGGAAGAUCAUUCAGAUACAACCCAAGUGCUCCAGCUACCUUCCAAAAACUUUAA
This is a messenger RNA of Cavenderia fasciculata, 399 nucleotides long. RefSeq lists its product as uncharacterized. Bases 1 to 399 code for a protein of 132 amino acids. The record is from RefSeq and is a predicted model, not a curated record. NCBI's taxonomy places the organism in Eukaryota, Evosea, Eumycetozoa, Acytosteliales, Cavenderiaceae. The transcript is spliced from 2 exons.